AUGGCUUGGCCGCCUCUCAAACAGCAACUGUCCAAUGCAAUGGAUCCUGGAUAUCUCUUGUGGUAUAGUGCAAUAUACCACAUCACUACUGCAUAUCAGUUCCUGGUGGUAGAGCAUCAUUUACCAACCCUCACCAACCUCAAAAAGGUUAAGGAGGAUGCCUUUGCCUCUUUCUGGAAUUGGUUGACCAAGCCAGUAAUUCCACCACCGCAGCCGGUCGGGUCAGCAACUCUUGUUCCUCCAUUGAUUGCAAAGGCUCAUGGAAAGGUUCUUCAUAUCGGCCCUGGAUCGGGAGCCCAUGUCGCCUACUUUUCAGGCAACUCCAAUAUUGAUGUUGUCCUUGCUGCCGAGCCUGCUGUGGGAAUGCAUUCUGACCUUCAGGGUUGCAUCGAUGCUGCCAACUUGCCAUUCAAGUAUCAGAUCAUCAACAGUACCGCUGACAAAGCGUCUCUCAUUCCCGCAUUACGCACUUACGAUGAACAAUUCAAGUCCAGUGAGCAUAUAUUCGACUCAAUCAUCAGUGUACGCGUGCUGUGCUCGGUCCCUGAUUUAGAUAAGACAACUCGCGAACUGUACCAGAUGCUGAAGCCAGGUGGCCAGCUCAUCCUCGUCGAACAUGUCAAGAAUCCUUGGACGACAACUGGUAGUCUUUUUGCAAGAUCGAUGCAAAUAGUCUGGCACCUGCUCGGCUGGAAGUUCUUUCUUGCUGGUUGCCAUCUCAACCGAGAUACGGCAGCCGCACUGAAAAAUGCAGGCAAUUGGGCAAAGUUUGAUCUGAAGCUAGACUUCGAGUGGGCGCCAUUCACAUACAUUUCAGGCAUCCUUACCAAGCCUUUGUGA
Messenger RNA from Exophiala bonariae, 840 nucleotides. RefSeq lists its product as uncharacterized. The record is from RefSeq and is a predicted model, not a curated record. NCBI's taxonomy places the organism in Eukaryota, Fungi, Ascomycota, Eurotiomycetes, Chaetothyriales, Herpotrichiellaceae. The coding region runs from base 1 to 840 and encodes 279 amino acids. The transcript has 3 exons.